CAAGCACUCGAUAAGCUCUUUUAGGUUAUGUUAUUGUAUGCAGAUCUACUUAAAGCAAAUACACGUGUUUUAAAGUAAAAAAAAAAUGGAUAUGGAUUUAGAAUUGAAUGAUUUUGAAAAAAAUUUGGUAUACACAAUUAAAGUUAGCAGGGAAGAUCGCGAUCGCGCUAUAAUUGAUAAUCAGUUUGCAAACUCCUUAUUAUUUCACGCACGAAUCAUGAAUAGAAUAUCUGGAAGCAACGAUAAAGGUCCUAGUGAGAUAGUAUUAAAUGAAGCUGGUGGGACUUCUAGUACAUCAAAUUUUCCAGAGGGACUAGAUGAUGAUGAUGAGUCGCUAAAUGACAUUGAGGCCAUUUGUGAAAACGUGUCACGUGAAAGCCUUCCAUCCUGCUCGAACACAAAAAUAAUGAACAUUUGGUCAUACCAACAAACAACACAAUUGAUAUCCUCUAUGGCAUCAUAUUAUCCUGACUUUAAUGAUCCCAGACAACGGAAACACAUUUUUGAGCACAUUGCCAAUGAUUUAAUUAGUGCUGGUUUUGAGGUAAAUGAUCAAAUGGUGAUGAGGAAAUGGAAAAGCUUAUUACGUUCAUAUAAUAAAGCUAAAGACAAUAAAAACCGUACUGGUAGAGGUCCAUCAAAGUUUUUAUUUUAUGAAUCCAUUGAUGAGGUUGUUGGCAAUCAACCGAAAAAUAAAUGUGACCAUUCUCUAAAUAGUUUAGAUGUCACUGUGGAAAAUGAAGGCAGUCAAUCAGUACCAGAAGAAAUAAAUGAUAUCGAUGAUAAUGGUGUUGAAGAGGAACAUGGCUGUGAGGAAAUAAAUAGAACCGUAAAUCAAAAUGGAGAGAAAAAUGCUGUGUCACCAGAAAAAAAGAAAAGGCGCUUAAGUGAUAAACAAAUUAAAAAGGAAUACGUGGAAAUGAAAAAAAAAGAAUACGAAAAACGUCAAAAAAGGCAUGAUGAUAAAAUGAAAAUCGAAACAGAAAGAAAUGAAUUAGAAAGAAGGAAAGUUAUGUUAUUAGAAAAAUAUUUAAGUGGAAAAGAAUAA
Messenger RNA from Psylliodes chrysocephalus, 1048 nucleotides. The record is from the annotation of a GenBank genome assembly. Lineage: Eukaryota; Metazoa; Arthropoda; Insecta; Coleoptera; Chrysomelidae.